Sitodiplosis mosellana (orange wheat blossom midge) is the source of this 2428-nucleotide messenger RNA. RefSeq names its product A disintegrin and metalloproteinase with thrombospondin motifs 9-like. The transcript is spliced from 12 exons. Bases 1 to 2400 code for a protein of 799 amino acids. Gene Ontology annotation, cellular component: extracellular matrix. Lineage: Eukaryota; Metazoa; Arthropoda; Insecta; Diptera; Cecidomyiidae. Gene Ontology annotation, molecular function: metalloendopeptidase activity. The record is from RefSeq and is a predicted model, not a curated record. Gene Ontology annotation, biological process: proteolysis; extracellular matrix organization.
AUGCUGUGUUUAUUUUUGCUCUCGUUAUUGUCCACAUCUACUCAGACACAAUCGCUGUUUCUGAAACAAUCUGGUCAAUACUUAGGUAAACAUUUGACUGAACUCAAUAAAAACCAGAAGACUGAAACGAUUAACCAAAUAAAUUUGAAUUGCGGUAAUGAACAGGCGGAGAAUGUCAAGAAACGUGAUAAAAGUACAAAUGUUGACGCUUUGAAUCCAUAUGACGAUUCUAUCAAAACAACUCAAAAACUUUUCCGAAGUAAGCGAAAUGUCAACACAUUUUAUACUGAAGCAGGCAAAGAUCAUGCAUACACAAUUGAGACGCUGGUCGUCGUAGAUAAAACGACGCGAAAAUUUCAUGGAGUGAAUAAUAUCAAAAAUUAUGUUUUGAUGCUCAUGUCAAUAGCAUCAAAUAUUUUUGCUGAUGUUAGCAUUGGAAACUUGAUAAAUGUAGCUGUUGUUGAUAUCAUAUUGCUCGAAGAUGAUCUGAACGUGAAAUCUCUGUAUUCCGGUAAAUACGCCAAUUAUACGCUUUGGAAUUUCAUUGACCGUAUGAAGAGUAAACAGAAAAACAAACAUGAUGUGGGCUUACUUUUAACUAGAGAGAAUCUGUGCUUAAAUGAAGAGUGCCUUACAUUGGGCUUGACUCAAACGGGAAGUAUGUGCUCGUCAAAUUCUUAUGCAGUUGUUCAAGACAUUGGUUUAUCUUCCGGAUAUCAUAUAGCCCAUGAAAUAGGUCAUCUUUUGGGUGCCUUACAUGACAAUCGCCCUGAAUGUUUACCAUAUCAAAACAAUGACCAGACACAUCUUAUGGCUUCGGCAUUGCAUAUUGGAACAGACAUGUGGUCGUGGUCACCUUGUUCACGGCAUUUUAUAACCGAGUUUUUAGAGCAAGACAAAGCAUUUUGUCUAUUGAAUAAACCGACUGUUGAUAUGCUAGAAUUACACCGGGUCAAUGAAGUAAUACCCAGCCCAAAUGAACAAUGUCAACUAUCUCUGGGAUUGAAUGUCAAAGCGGUUAUGGUGCAUGAUUAUGGCAAAAUUUCAUGUGAUUAUAUGCUGUGCCAAUUGGGUAACGGAUCAUAUCAUACAUACAAUAUGCCCUGGGCUGAUAGAACCGCAUGUGAUGUUGGAAAGUGGUGUAAACAAAGAAAGUGUGUAAAAGAGGCAAAUCUCAAGCACGUCGAUGGCGGAUGGAGUCAAUGGAAAUCAGAUGGACAAUGUAGCCGGUCUUGCGGUGGAGGUAUUCAGUUAUUGAGUCGAAAAUGUGAUAAUCCAUUGCCUGAAAAGGGUGCAAAGUACUGUGCAGGUAUGCACAAAAUGUACGAAUCAUGUAAUACACAAGCUUGUCUGAUUGAAACCUUCGAUUUCCGCGAAAAACAAUGCAACAAUAUGAACAAUUCUACUCAUAGCUGGACAGCGACUCAUGACGUAUAUUCAGGUGAUGAAUGUAAAUUGAUUUGUACAAAUGAGCGUACGAAAGAGAGUUCAAUACUGAAACCAAAGGUGAUUGACGGAACGCCUUGUAAUAAGAAAUCAAAUGAUAAAUGUGUCAAUGGAGUUUGUCGACCGGCUGGAUGUGAUAAUAAGUUGUAUUCUAAAGCAAAAUUGAAUAAAUGCGGUGUUUGCAAUUUGAAUGACGACGUUUGCGAGGACAUUCUCGGCAUAUUUUCAAAAGAAGAAUUGGAUAAAGCGAGGAACUACAGUAAACAUCCCGAUUAUUACCAUGUUGGUAGAAUACCAAAAGGAGCUACAAACAUUGAGAUCCUUCAGCUCGGUCUUCCAGCAGAUGGAAAUUACAUCGCUUUGGCAGGAGAUCGAGGCGAAUACAUUUUGAAUGGUGAUCGAAUCAUCAGUCCCUAUCCUAAAGAUUUGUCGUAUGGUGGAGUCACUUUCGAAUAUACAGGGACCAAUAUGACCAGAGAAAAAGUCAGUACACCAUUCGCUAUGCCUUUGCAACGCGAAUUAAUCAUAGAGAUUUUAUCGACUGAGAAUCACUUUGAAAAUGAAAAUCUGAUAAACUAUCGAUAUUCCAUUAAAACGGAUCACUAUUGGAAAUUAGAGUGGUCACAGUGUGCGAUCGAAUGUAGAAUUCAGAGUCUCCAAUUCAUUUGUAUGCGAAAGUAUCGAAACAAAACGAUUCAAGAGCAAUUAGUCAACGCGAGCUAUUGUCAUAAUAUAAAAAUGUCGUCUGUUGGAUCAAAAACACGAUUGUGUGCAGGCUCGAAGGAAUGCAUCAUUCCUAGAGAUUCAGAAAGCACUGAUAAUGACUUCAGUCCAGGAAUAUUAGCAUUGAUUAUUCUUAUAAGUUUCAUUAUAAUUAUUUCAAUUAUGACUGUAAUUAUCCAUUUUUAUUUCCAACAUUUUAUUCAUUUGUGUCUAAAACAGUUGUAUCAUUAAUAGUAAGUGUUGUAAAUUUAAAUUCGCG